AUGGUGAAAGUGAAAACUUUUUUAAUAGCAGACAGUGGUUAUGAAGAUAAAAGAAACAUGAUUUUCGGAAGACAGAUCUGGACUGCGUUUUUACUAGAUUCCGAGGUUUGGUAUGCUGACGGAACCUUCAAGUUAGCUCCCCCGUUAUUUGUACAAGUUUAUGUAAUUAUGGCAAGAAGACAUGGAGGAGUUCACCCGGUUUUUUAUGCCUUAUUACCAAAUAAAAAGCGUGCAACUUAUGUACGCAUGUUUCAAAUGAUGAGUGACGAAAUUCCUGGAUUAAACACAAGCAGAAUAUCGUGUGACUUUGAACAGGCAGCUAUAUCAGCAAUGGAAGAAUGUUUUCCAGGAGUAGUGAUACAAGGUUGUUUCUUCCAUUUAGCACAUAACGUACUUAAGCAACUUAAACAAAUUGGGCUUCAAGUAGCAUUGUGUUUUAUGCCUAUUCCUCAUUUGGAUACUUACAUCGAUGCCUUGUCAGAAGACUUGCCGCAAGAGCUUCAAUCACUUAUUAACUGGCUUGAGGAUAAUUACGUUGGACGACCCAUGAGAAGAGGCAAUGGUAGGCGCUCGCCUCUUUUCCCUUCUAAAAAGUGGAAUCAAUAUGAACGAACCAUCGCUGGACUGGACAGAACUAAUAAUCACGCAGAAGCUGCGCAUAGAAGAAUAUACACGGAAUUAGGAGUUAACCACCCCGUGAUAUGGAAAUUUAUCAACUCCCUGAGAAAAAUUCAAAAGACUCGCGAUGUUUACUAUGAACAAUUGGUUGCUGGCCAUACUCCAAAACAAAAACUUCUAAAGUAUUUGAGAGCUGGCGAGCGCAUUUUAAAUAUUGUAAGCCAAUUUGCUCAGAGAGAACCUCUAGAAUAUUUGCAUGGCUUAGCCCACAAUUAUGAAAUUCACUGA
Macrobrachium nipponense is the source of this 906-nucleotide messenger RNA. RefSeq lists its product as uncharacterized. The transcript has a single exon. The record is from RefSeq and is a predicted model, not a curated record. The coding region runs from base 1 to 906 and encodes 301 amino acids. Lineage: Eukaryota; Metazoa; Arthropoda; Malacostraca; Decapoda; Palaemonidae.